AUGAGACCCAAUGAGCAUCCGGCUGCGCAUGAAUCUUCCCCCAAUUACCAAUCUACAUUACCUGUUUCCCUACCACCGCCGGAAGACAUCCCUCAGCAUGAGCUUGAAAACCGGAAGUUCUCACUUGAAAGGUUGGUAUCUUUGCGGUUUCCAGCACCACCAACCCAGGACGCCCUUGAACACUUCGUCAAAGUCUAUAAAACCAAGAUACACCUUCAACCUCUGCCGCUAUUCAGCCUAGACAGGCUCGAGGAACGACUACUUGACGGCCCUCGUUUUCUACUCUGGAGCUUUAUGGCUCUCACUCUGAUGUUAUCUACCCAUCCCUUCUACGAUGGUCAGAGAACAGUUGCAACAGACUUCUACACUCGAAAAGCGGAGGAAGUGGUUAGUAAUCUGGCUUCUGAGGGGGAUAAAUCACCAGAAGUCACGCAAUCCCUUUGCCUUAUCGCCUUGAAGCAUCUGAACAAUCAACAACUCGCACGAGCCUGGAUGACUACUGGUACUGCUGCGCGACUAGAAGCCUUACGAGUCCUCACGUUUGACAGCAUCCCUUCUUCAACAGAUGACUUGGUAUCUCGAGCUCACUGGAGUGUAUUCAUGCUAGAACGACUUUUUGUUCCUACGUUGUCAGAUGCUUUUGGGCCCGGAGUUCCCGAAUUUCCCAUUAGCCCUCCAAAGCCCCUUGCACCUCAAUUAACACUCUCUACUGCCACAGCAGAACGCUUCCAGUCAGAAAAAGAACAACCCAGAACGAUACUGAGCAGUGAUCCCGGUAUCAUUGGCGUUCACUUGCGUCUUGUGUCGAUUUGGGGAAAGCUUCGGUCUUACCUACAUACUCUACGGCGAGGUGUCACUGAAAAGCCUUGGUCGCCAGACUCAACGCAUACAAUACUUAAUAUCGAGCUAAUAGAGCACGAGGCUCUAAUCGAUCCAAGCUAUUUUCUCUCCAGGGCUCUUCUGCCAAGCCGCACUGCAGCAGAAAUAUCUUCACAUCGCGAAUACUGGGAUCCAUUCAUGGCUAGCCAAAUAAUCUGGCAUGCCAUCCACGCCGUGAUAAAUCACCCCUUCGUCCACUUGUUCUUGCUCAGAUCCUCCAGGGAUAUUCCGCCAUCAUGUCUGUUCCUUCAACAAAGGAUUGAUAUGGCGCUAUUUCACACUGGAUCCUUAUUUCGGAUUCUUCAGUCGUUCAUGGAUCUAAUGAACAUAGUUGAUCCGAUGGUGGCAGACUUUGUAGCUGCAGCUGCGACAGUGUCGUGGUUCUUUCAGUUCUCGGCGGAUCCCAAAAUCUCGCGACGAGCUCGUGAAGAAUUAGAUAAAUGUGACGCGUUUCUCAGCUAUGUCGCUGAAACUUGGCCUCACGUCAAUCAGAAGGUCGAGACGUUGAGGAAGCUGGAGGCACUGGCCAACGAAAACCGGCGACAGCACUCAGACGAAGGCACAAAUAUCAGAUUCCAAUCCGCCUGGCUUUGGGAUCUUUUGAACCCCAAGAUUCUGUCCACUGAGAUGGGCUCCUCACACUCAGGACCAGGGACUGGUGGUGCCUCUGAGAAAGAUCCAGAUUCUGAGAUGUAUCUCAAAAGCCAUUUUGUCAUGCCUUUACACGAAGACCAGGCCUCUGGUCAGAUAAGAGAGCCAAUGGCAUCCAGUCCAGAUGGUAUGGAUUCUUUGUUUACUAUGCCUGGGGAUCUGGAUUUGUUCAAUAUCGAGUUGCUGUCGCACGAGUUUUUCGAAAAUGGACUGUGGGAUCAAGGUUACUGA
This is a messenger RNA of Fusarium proliferatum ET1, 1761 nucleotides long. RefSeq lists its product as uncharacterized. NCBI's taxonomy places the organism in Eukaryota, Fungi, Ascomycota, Sordariomycetes, Hypocreales, Nectriaceae. The coding region runs from base 1 to 1761 and encodes 586 amino acids. The transcript is spliced from 4 exons. Gene Ontology annotation, cellular component: nucleus. The record is from RefSeq and is a predicted model, not a curated record.